Molecule: messenger RNA, 805 nt
Organism: Hyaena hyaena (striped hyena)
Lineage: Eukaryota; Metazoa; Chordata; Mammalia; Carnivora; Hyaenidae
Gene: MSANTD1
Product: Myb/SANT DNA binding domain containing 1
Exons: 4
Coding region: 1-798 (265 amino acids)
Biological process (GO): positive regulation of DNA-templated transcription
Cellular component (GO): nuclear body
Source: RefSeq, a predicted model, not a curated record
AUGCAGCUGUGCCAAGGCGCCUCCAGCAUGGCGGCGGCCGAGGGGCCCGGCUACCUCGUGUCCCCGCAGACGGAGAAGCACCGGCGAGCCCGCAACUGGACGGACGCCGAGAUGCGCGGCCUCAUGCUCGUCUGGGAGGAGUUCUUCGACGAGCUGAAGCAGACCAAGCGCAACGCCAAGGUGUACGAGAAGAUGGCCAGCAAGCUGUUGGAGAUGACGGGGGAGCGCCGGCUGGGCGAGGAGAUCAAGAUCAAGAUCACCAACAUGACCUUCCAGUACAGGAAAUUAAAAUGCAUGACAGAUAGCGAGUCCGUCCCGCCCGACUGGCCCUAUUACCUAGCCAUUGAUAGGAUUCUGGCCAAGGUCCCCGAGUCCUGUGAUGGCAAACUGCCGGACAGCCAGCAGCCGGGGCCCUCCACGUCCCAGACCGAGGCGUCCCUGUCGCCGUCUGCUAAGUCCGCCCCUCUGUACUUACCGUAUAACCAGUGCUCCUACGAAGGCCGCUUCCGGGACGAUCGCUCCGACACCUCCUCCAGCUUACUGUCCCUUAAGUUCAGGUCGGACGCGCGGCCGGUGAAGAAGCGCAAGGUGCAGAGCCACCACCUGCAAAGGAAGAAGCUGCGGCUGCUGGAGGCCAUGCUGGAGGAGCAGCGCAGGCUGGGCCGCGCCCUGGAAGACGCGUGCCAGGAGGUGCGCCGCGUGCUGGACCGCCAGAACCUGCUGCAGGUGCAGGGCCUGCAGCUGCAGGAGCGCAUGAUGAGCCUGCUGGAGAAGAUGGUCGCCAGGCCCCCCGUCUAGGCCCCCG